This is a messenger RNA of Antrostomus carolinensis (chuck-will's-widow), 615 nucleotides long. Its product is annotated as matrilin-2-like. Gene Ontology annotation, molecular function: calcium ion binding. The transcript is spliced from 5 exons. Lineage: Eukaryota; Metazoa; Chordata; Aves; Caprimulgiformes; Caprimulgidae. The annotation marks the transcript as partial. The record is from RefSeq and is a predicted model, not a curated record.
GUAAAAACGUCUGCAAAUCAGUCAGCCAUGGCUGUGAGCAUAUUUGUGUUAGCACUGACAAUUCCUACGUCUGCAAGUGUCAUGAGGGAUUCGUAUUGAGAGAAGAUGGCAAGACUUGCAGAAGACGGGACAUCUGCAGAUCUGUCAGCCAUGGCUGUGAGCAUAUUUGUGUUAACGAAAAUGACUGGUAUGUUUGCAAGUGUCAUGAGGGGUUUCUGCUGAGAGAAGAUGGGAAAACAUGCAGAAAUAAAGACAUUUGCAGUUCAGUUGACCAUGGCUGUGAACAUGUUUGUGUUAAUGCUGAUGAGUCAUACAUCUGCCAGUGUUAUGAGGGAUUUGCACUAAGGGAAGAUGGAAAAACAUGUAGAAAUAAAGAUGUUUGCAAUUCUGUUGACCAUGGCUGUGAGCACGUUUGCGUGAAUACUGAUAGUUCAUACAUUUGCCAGUGCUAUGAGGGUUUUGUAUUGAGGGAAGAUAAGAAAACAUGUAAAAAUAAGGACAUCUGCAAAUCAGUCCGUCAUGGCUGCGAACAUCUUUGUGUUAAUAAUGCUGAUUCAUAUACUUGUCAAUGCCACGAUGGAUUUGUACUAAGGCAAGAUGGGAAAACAUGCCGAA